This is a messenger RNA of Gongylonema pulchrum, 390 nucleotides long. Lineage: Eukaryota; Metazoa; Nematoda; Chromadorea; Rhabditida; Gongylonematidae. The record is from the annotation of a GenBank genome assembly.
AUGUUUACCUCAUUUGUGGACUCAAAAAUUGUUUCACAAUGGGAAACACCGGACGAAAAUCUGCAAAUCUUUGAUUCGCGGAUUCAAGCUCUGCGAACCAAAUAUGGCCUGCAAAUGGUGCGCACUCCUACUUACGAAAAAGCACCACCAUCAUUCGACUCAGAAGAAGUGAUUGUGAAACGUGAAGAAGCACUUGACUAUAUAGUGCCAGUGCCACAUGAACUUCCCGGCACAUCAGCAAAAAUCUACGACGGAACAUUCCCUGAGCUUAAUGAAAGUGUUCUGGAAGGUUCCUGUAUUCGGAGUCCAAUGCCUUCGCCGUGGAAACAGCGACAUCGAAGACUGCGCCCUAAAUUACAGGAGGUGUUUUUUACGGUCAAUGUUUAUUAG